AUGGCGCUGGAUCGCGAGCUGCGGCGGUUGCUGGAGUACGCGAGGCUGCCGGAGACUGACAAUGCCUCGUCGAAAGAUGGGAAUCCGCCGAGACCGACUGCGCGUGGUAUUCUGGACCGUAUCAUCGGCAUCCACCGGCAGACCUGCGUGCCGUCCAUGGGUGUGAGUGCUGACAUGAAUCUGCCAGAGCUGUUGGUCUUGACUGCAGAGGCUGCGAUCUUCCAGGGAGAUUUCGACACCGCGUCUGAAAGUGUCGAGUGGUUUUUCAGCGAGUGUCAGCUAAAGAACCAGUUUUACUGCCGAGCGCAAUUCGUUCGCGCGCAGUGCGGGUCUCACGACGCUCAGUCGGAUACGGGAGUGAUGAAGCUGAAGAAGGUGCUCAACGCCAUCCACUUCAUUCUGGCUGUGAUCCCGAUCGCUACCGACAGCCGCAAGCGCCCGAUGUACGACUUCCUCGUCUACAAUGCGUCCGUGACGUACUGGCAGAUCGCCCGCCAGCUCAUGAAGCAGUCUACGUUCCAGUUCCUCGUGCCGUCGCUGACGAAGGUCAUCGACGCACUCAAGUUGACUGCAGAAGCGGAUGUGGCGUGGAUGCUUCAACUCCAACUCGCUCUCGUUUACGCUCAAGUGGACGCCAAUCAACCGGCAAAUGCUGCCAAGACUAUCAACGACGUAGUCGACGUACAGAUCGCCCCUCGCCUUGCUGACCCCUCGAAGGCUGCGGACGAGUCGUUCAAAGCCUUGUACGAAGAAGCGUUGCGGAUCCAAGUCCACGUCGGAUCCUUCAAGGACCCAGAGUGUCAGAAGAUCGUGCCGAAUGUCAAGCGACUGCUUCCUCCAACCAACAAGCGCUCGUCUCUGCUUGUGAAGCUGCAGUGUGUCAAGUCCGGGAACCUCUCGGGGACGUUAGAGGCGGCGUACGUUGAAAUCUUCCAGGAAGCGACUGGGUUUCUCGCUUUCGCCCCUGAAACGCAGUUAGACGAAGUCAAAACGUUCGUGGCGUCGCUGGAACCGCGCGCGAUGGAUGACAUCGACGCUGAAGUGAUCGUGGAGACCGCUAUCCAUGCUGCCUUCAACAACACGUUGGCAAUAGCGGUAGCGUGUGAUGUCAUUCUGCAACGCAAAGGCAAGAACAUGCCGCCAAAGAUUCGAGUCUUGUACCAAGUGUUGGGCGCGAUAUUGCUGAUCGUACUGCCCUCUCAGCAUACUGGUAGCAAGAUGAGUUUGCGACAACGUCAAGCGACGCAGCUCGCUCGGCGCGUGGAGGGGAUGAAGGCCUUUGAGCGCACUCUUCUAGCCAGCAAGCGCCAGCAGGACCCGCAGUUGGUUGAGAGGGUGUGCAUCUACGCCUGGAACUUGUCGCUGCCAUUGCUACAGCCUCACUUGCGCAGCAACUUAGCGCGAGUGUUGGGUCUUUCGUCUUCGAUUUUGGAAGAACUGGACUCGCUGCUGCUUGGAUUGCGCGCUCGACUCUACCUGGAGGUUGCGAAGCUUGAAGUGGCGUCCGAUUUCCUGGCCAAAGCGAACUCGAAUGUCAGCAAGGCGCUUACUCUCGACUAUGGGACGAUCGCCCGCCCCAACGAUGCGACUGCGAUGACUGUCGAGCUUCUCAGUACACACAAGGACUGGAUCGCUCGACCAGUUGACACGCAUUUGUUCCCCAUCAAGCAGAAGCUGGAAUUAAAGUUGGGGUCCGAGAGCUCACCUUCAAAGUCAAGCGAAGUGUUGGCGAUGUUGGAGCAGGUCAAAGUCGCUAAAGACCCUCAUCAGCAGCGACCCACUGUUGAACGAGCCAUUGACGUGAUGACGGAGAUCAGUAGCUCAACAGAGGAGUCUACUGAUGUUGCAGAUCACGUCAGACUCUGGUGUGAGAUUUCAUCUCUUGCGUGGAACGGCUUGCACGAUGGUGAGCUCGCCCAGAGAGCGGUUGAAAGUGCUCUAUCGACAUACUUCGCCACAACUGAAGCGGGGGAGGUUGUGGCCCCGAAGAUCAUUUCUGGCGAGAAGAGCUUGAUGAUCCUCGAGGUUGAUAUGCGUCUGCUGUUAGUCGAGAUUCUCGCGACGAGGCUUAAAGACCAGGCGACCAAAGUUGACAAUGUACGUCGUCAAGCAGAAUCUGCCGGAAAUUGGUUGGAGUCGCAGGGUGUUGAACGGAAAGCCGGUGGGAGAAGAAGGUCGAGCAUUGAUCUCUCAGCUUUGGUACUACUGGGAAAGGAGGCGUACGUGCUUGGAAUCCAGCGGCCGCGGCCACAUGCAGAAGCAUCGCCGACGUCACCGAUGGAUCCGCCGGGCGAGAGUGUAGAGCUGGAUGAAGACGCAAUACUACAAGUGCGGCAAAGCAAGCUGGAGAGUGAAGUACACGCUGUCAAGAGUGAGAUACUGAAGCAUCUGGCCAGGGCCUUGAAGGCAGCGACGAAGAUCGGGUGGACUUUUGUGUUGGAGAACACGUGCAUCUACCUGUGGAACUAUCACUUCCACGUCUUCCGCCUGGUGCUAGAGUCCUCUCGGCCAGAGUUCUUUGAACCGCAGUGGAUUCUGCCGGAGUGUGUCAGUGCAUUUGAAGCCGUUUACGCAGCUCUAGAAGCUGCAGCAAAUGCAGUUGAUAACGACCUCCUCGCCUGUGUUGGACUUGGUCUAUCAAGUAUUUACGAGAAGACUGCUCGACUGGAUAAGGCCCUCGCAAUUGCUGAUACCUUCUUGAAGCGGAAACCACUAGCAGCUCCUGCAGGGUUCAGCCUUCAGAGCAGUGUGGGGGUGCUGCACCUGAAAAGGUUUGCAGAGAUGAAGUCAAGAAUCCAGAUUGCUCAGAAUACAAAAGAGAUUGCGCCUACGGACUCCAGCACAGCCCAACUCAAGGUAGUCGCGUACCUGGAAGCGAUGGAGGCUGUAUUCCGACAAAUGUUGCUCCCUGCAGCGCAACAACCUCAAUUGAUGGAGAAAGCCCAAGGAUUAUACCAAAAAGCCGUCGGGAUAUGGCAAUCGAGCGCUCCUGAGAUCUUCAAUGCCUUUAUGAGCGAUGACCUAGAGCGAGUGCUGGAAGAAGAGCAGCAACUGCUGGAGCUUUACGUGGAGGUUUGGGUCCGUGUCGGCUGCGGCGCGUUCCGUCUCCACAGUACGAAGUACGCCAUCGAGUGCGCUGACCAGGCGUUGCUGCCGCUUAAGUCCGGGGAAGGCAAGAAGGCCAGGCAGAUGACGCAGCUUCUUGUCGUAGGGAGCACCUGGAAAUGGUUUGCACUGGCUGAACUGCUCUACGGACGUGCGAUACUGGCGCUAACACAAGGGGAUUCUCCGGCGCAAAAGCUGCUACUUGCCUCGCUGUCUCACCUCGUGCGUGCGAUCGAGUACGGCCUUCGUGGGAGCAUCUCCACGCUUGUCACUCAGGCGUGUGAAGUGAUCUGGAACGCGACGAUAUCGGCUAUUAACCGAGGCAACACCGUAGAUAACGACGAAGCGGAAGAUGACUUCCUCGACCGCGUCGUGCAGCACUUGAGGAAGACGUUGCGCUAUCUGGACCAGGUUAUCGCCUCCCCCGAAGCUGAUUUGUCCUUUUACGGUGAAAUGGUCUUGCUAACGCUCGCAGUGUGCGAAAAGGCCAACAAAUGGACCGAUCAGUUCGCGAUCUGUGACGCGGUGCUGAAAGCCUUCGGACCAACCUCCCACCGAGCUCCCCUUCCCAGUGAGAUCAUGAAGGAGAUCCAAACUGCGUCUGCGAUAUCCGGAGCGCACCUGGGGAGGCCGAGCGCGAUGCCUAAAACCGGAGGCAGCUCCAAGACGCCAGAGCAACUCAAGGAAUCUCUUGUUCAAGCUCAAAUCUUACGGAAAGUGGCGUUUACGUCUUGGAAAGACCCGCCUGCGCAACUUAAGGCGCUAUCCAACGCGUACGUGGAGCUCGACGGCCAGCUAGAAGAGCAGGCGCUGGUGCUCGUCGAUGUCGCGGAGUGGUUGUUCACCAACCGCUUUCCGUCUCAAAAUGCCGAGGCGUAUCUCGAAUGCGCGACCGCGACGCUGAUGAAUUGUCAGAGACAGAAACUUAUCGCCUCGCAGAUGGCUGCGUCCCGAAAGGCGUCGAUGUCCGUGGGUUCACGACCUAAAUCAACUGUGGUGUACUCGCCGUUGUGGUUUGCCGAGAAGCAGCUUCGCGUCUUCGUGAUGCAAGGAAAACUGGCCAAGACGUUCACCGAGCGCUCAAAGUAUUUACGUUUGGCUCUGAUUGAAGUGGAGAAAGCGUGGGAACACAUCUUCUUAGUGGCAAAUGAGGUGGAAUCCCAAGCUGCGUUUGAUGCGGACCCAUCCAACAAGGCGAACAAUGUGGAGUAUGACGAGUGGAAGAAGGAUAAAGCGCCGAAAUACUCGAAGCCGACGUCCGAGCGUGGUUGGGUCCACUUCUUCCUAGACCACGAUGAGAAUGCUGCUCAUCGCUUCCACACGCCAUGGACUAAAGCGCUUCAGUCGGUGCAGUCGCCGACUUUCGUCCACAUUACUCAGCCGGUUCUAACGCUGGCUUACCUCGAAGAACUGGUGACGAUGCUGCGUGACGUGGGGCUUCAAUUCGGCGCUAUGACGCCAGCAUUUUGCCUAUACGUCGUAGUAUUCCACACUUACAUUCCGCAUCGAACUCACGUCGCGCAAAUUUGGCUGGAGUUGUUGCAGUUUGAGGUCAUGGAGCGCUUGAAUUUGAGCAAGUUUUCGCUGCCUCUACAGAGCGCGCUCGACAUGAUUCAGACGCACGCAGAGUUGCUGAUGAGGGAAAUUCAGGAUGCAGAGGCGACUAAAACACUUCCAGAUAGUGCCCUCACCUCGAGGAAGCGUCUUGUGCUGCACAGUGAUCGCCUGGAGGCACGGGCCAAAGCUGUGGAUUCAGUCAAGAUGCUUCUCCAGUUCGGCUUUGUUCGUCAGGCGAAGAUGCUUCUCGAGAUUUUGCGUUACUCGGCCAAUGAUGGAGAUACCAAUGGGAACAAUGCUCCUGCCACUGAAGCGCUUAGCGAGUGUGAGCUUCUAUCGAGCCUCGUCUUAGAGAUUGAGGGACAACGUGAGUGGGCGUUGGCUCGGAUGACUAGCGCGCUCAAGUGUCCUCAGCUUGAUCUCUGUCGUUUCUUAGAGUGGACACUCCGAAGCUGCAAGCUGGACCGCAACCUCGCUCAGUCUCUUAAUGCCUUACAAGCGACUGAGAAGAAGGCAGCUAAGACCAUAGUGGCUGCUGUACGGCGUCCCGCUGUGCAAGCACCAGCAUCUAGUCCCUCAGACCUUUCAUCAGUGUGUUUAUUGGCUCGAGUCAUCUUCAAGCAAGCGACGAUUUUACUCAAGAUUUCUGCCGCGUCCAACGGCUCUGGUGUGAUGGCGCACUUGUUGGAGAGCAAGCGAGCGUUCGAAAGGAGUGUGCGGGUGUUAAAACUCGUCGAAGCAGACUAUGGCCGCACUCAGUUGAUGUUGAAAUUUCGAGAAGUCAUUGUGAAUCCCCUGGAAUUGGACCUUUCCAUGACAAAACUGCAGCUCGCCCGACUGCUUGUGGCCCCUGAGCUGUCUACGGCAGCUAUUCAAGAGAAAGAGAUGACUUGGUACCGCUACUACGAAGACAGUCAGCGCAGCAUAGUGGAGAAAUGGCUAAACGCCACGGGGUCCGUAACGAAGAAGAGCUUAUCAUGGGAAUUACCACGCGCAAUGACGCUGAUCACUUCGGCGAUAGAUAAACUCAGUGGGAACCCGACGCUGGACAUUCAGCACGCGAUAGCUCAAGUGAUCCGCCUUCAGUGCCAGCGCCUCGCCCUCUUGCAUGGCUGCGAUCGACAGACAGCGGAUGCGAUCCAACAUCGCUUAUGGACGAGGUAUACCUCGUCUGACUCGCCUAACGUGACGUGGGUUUGCUGUCACGGAGCCCGAGCUGAACUGGCUGUUGCUGCUGCCGACGCUGCUGCUGCUAACCAACCUCAGACCCAAACCCAAGCUCAAGCUCAAAGCCAGCCUCAGACCCAGGAGGACAAUAUCGACCAAGAAGAAGAGGAAGAGGAGGAAGGACUGGAUCAAGCCCGCUUCGACGAAAUGCUGACUGCCCGAGCCGCUCAGAUACAGACGUACCAGGUCUUUGCGUUCGAGAAGCAGUGCGCGGAGCUGUUAAAGCUUUGUUCCAAUGAAUUGAUCCAGCUCUUAGGCUGUCGGCAUCCUUUCGACUGCGCCAAGAACGUGCUCAAGCACCAGAGCGCGGAGGUCAUCGAGGUGACCAAUAGUUUGUUCGAGAAGUGCGUCUCCGAGUCGAACGUGCAGCGGCUGCACUUGCGACGGAUGAAGAAGCUCCAGAAGACUCACACCAGCGCUGCAGCACACAGUCUUCCGUUCCAGCUCUCGCAGCUUUAUCUGACCCAGCAGUCAGAAUCGUUCAAGCGGAUGAGUGUCGGCUUCCGAGUUGAUGCAAUCGUGGCCGCUCUACCGAGCACCAUCCGCGUGCUGUGUCUCCACUUCUCUCCGGACCGGUGCUUCCUGUACGCCGCGUUGUUGGGCAGCACCAAGAGACGCGUAGCGAUUGCGCGUAUGGAGUUUACUGAUGUUCAAACAGUUUUGCUUGAGCAAUUACGGAAGAGGAUCGAGGCAUGGAGAGCGAAAUGCUCGAAAGAGACAUUGGCGUAUGAAGACACACAUCACCAGGACGAGAUGUACGAGUUCGUUGGCGAUAUCUUGGAGGAGGAGUUCACAGCCAUCAUCAACGACACAAUCGAUUUACUCGGGCCUCUGUUUACUCACUCGGCGAUGAAGGCAGAGCUGAAAAGCAAUCUCGCUGGUAAUACGCUCGUACUUUUGUUGGAUCAAGUGCUGUCCUGCCUCCCGAUGGAGGCCCUCCCAGCUCUGCAAGCUGCCGAUGCGAUCGCGCGGGACUUUUCGAUCCAAAUGCUGCAUCAACGGCUCAUGGCGCUGAAGAAGCAGCCGCUGAGACCCAACGAGGUUCGCGUCAUUGUAGAUCCACACAAAGAAGACCCUGGGAGCUCCAGCGGCCAGACCAUAACGAGUGUCGUGAAGCAAGCUGGAUGGAAGGACGCCUUCGAGCACGGCCAGAUCCCAAGCGUGACGGACUGGCAGCAGGCGCUUCUGGCUCGCCGUGGCGGCGGACUCAUCUACGUCGGACCCAAUCGCGUGCUCGGUUCGUUUCUGCCGCUGCAACAACUUACGGGCAUGAACGUUGCGCUCACGUGCCAAGCGAUGAUACUGCUCGACCACGCGGAAAACUCCAAGAGUUCACGUCGACAGAGCAAAAUCGACAGCGAGAAGCCCGCGUGGGAGAAAGAAGUCGAGUGCGAUCCCUACUGCCGCGCGCUGCUGUUGACGCUCUGUGGCGUGAACGUGCUGACCAUCAACCAGUGGGCGACGACCUUCAACGGCAAUCGACGGCUGGCCAACGGCCUGCUCCAGAACUUGGGCAAAGGCCACUACAUCGGCAAAGCGCUCAAGAAGUUCAGCGAGUCCACGGUCGCAGCUUCUGCAAGCGCGACGUCACUAGGUUCACCCCCAACCGACCCCAGUAGCCCAAUAGCAGCAACCGAAGGCUCUGUAGGCAGCAAACUGCAGCUCAAGAACAGGUUCCGCUACAACGCCGUAGUGUACGGACUGGCGCAUCUCAGUCUCAAGAGCGGCGACUGA
Molecule: messenger RNA, 7623 nt
Organism: Phytophthora sojae
Lineage: Eukaryota; Oomycota; Peronosporomycetes; Peronosporales; Peronosporaceae
Exons: 5
Coding region: 1-7623 (2540 amino acids)
Biological process (GO): axoneme assembly; cilium movement involved in cell motility
Source: RefSeq, a predicted model, not a curated record